Molecule: messenger RNA, 1098 nt
Organism: Hipposideros armiger (great roundleaf bat)
Lineage: Eukaryota; Metazoa; Chordata; Mammalia; Chiroptera; Hipposideridae
Gene: RAB25
Product: RAB25, member RAS oncogene family
Exons: 5
Coding region: 262-903 (213 amino acids)
Molecular function (GO): GTPase activity; GTP binding
Source: RefSeq, a predicted model, not a curated record
CUGCGCCCUGCUCUUCCUGUUCUCAGCUUCCGUCCUCUCAGCUUCCUUACAGCACCCCCACCUGCCAGAGUGGAACGUCCCCAGCUCUUACCUAGCCUCACGUCGGCCCUCAGUCUGUCUGGCUGCGCAAGUUCCUUUACCCCCAAUGAGAGGAGGGUUGGAUCCAGGUCUCUUAAGAGCUGAAGGUUGAGGGCACCCAGCCUACGCGUAGACUGUCACCUGUGCCCCGAAGACACUUGUACCCUCUUAUGUGGAGCCGAGAUGGGGAACGGGACGGAGGAAGAUUAUAACUUUGUCUUCAAGGUGGUGCUGAUCGGCGAGUCCGGCGUGGGCAAGACCAACCUGCUAUCCCGCUUCACGCGCAACGAGUUCAGCCACGACAGCCGCACCACCAUCGGGGUGGAGUUCUCCACGCGCACCGUCAUGCUGGGUACCGCCGCCAUCAAGGCUCAGAUCUGGGACACGGCCGGCCUGGAGCGGUACCGAGCCAUCACCUCGGCGUAUUAUCGUGGUGCCGUGGGGGCCCUACUGGUGUUUGACCUCACCAAGCACCAGACCUACACCGUGGUGGAGCGCUGGCUGAAGGAACUCUAUGACCACGCCGAGGCCACCAUCGUCGUCAUGCUCGUGGGCAACAAGAGUGACCUCAGCCAGGCCCGGGAGGUGCCCACUGAUGAGGCACGCAUGUUCGCUGAAAACAAUGGACUGCUGUUCCUGGAAACCUCAGCCCUGGACUCCACGAAUGUGGAGCUGGCCUUCGAGACAGUCCUCAAAGAGAUUUUUGCAAAGGUGUCCAAGCAGAGGCAGAACAGCAUGCGGCCCAACGCCAUCACCUUGGGCAGUGCUCAGGCUGGACAGGAGCCCGGCCCUGGUGAGAAGAGGUCCUGUUGCAUCAACCUCUGACCUAAGCUGGCACCAGCCCUGACCCCCAACCCCACACCAGCUGCAGGACCUUCCCUGCCCUGCGGUUCCAGAUGCCAGCGUGCCAGUUCCCUGUUCACAGCCUCACAGAGUUCUGAGGUCUUCACGCCCCCGUCACUCUAUUAUCUGCACCCUCACACACAGACUAAGGCCCUCAAAUAAACUGUUUUGUAUCGA